CAACACAAAGGCAUUAUUCAAAUUACAUACAUAUGCUGACGUGGAAGUAAAGUUAUAAGAAUCCAAUCUCUCUUAUUUUUUUUUUUGUUUACGUAUUAAAAAAUUUGUACAUAGGAAUUUUAGCUUGUAUUCCUAAUAUUUCGAUAUUACUAGAUAUUACUAUAUUAUUUUAUUCAUACGAAACUACUUACCAUUCUCUUAUUGACUAGUCUUUUGUUAAUAGAUAUACAUGAUAUGCGUGGUUUUUUAUCGCAAAUACAUUUUACAUUUUAUAUUUAGAUGUUUAGACUGUUCGUCACUAGACAAUCGUCUUUGUACUUUGACCUUUAAACGCGUUUUAGCUGACGUAUUUACAUAUCUUUUAAUGACAUAAUUUUCUAUUAUUACUUAAAUACUCAUUUAAAAAUUAAGACAAGAAGAAAUAGAAAAAUCAAAAUGUUUCUUAGAAAGAUCUUCAACAAUGGUACUUUAUAUUCAAGAAUAUAUAGAAAAUUUUCUAUUAAAGCUAACCCUCAAAUACCGGAAAACAUUAAUGGGUAUAACUUUGCACUAAAUGACAUGCAAAGAGAAACGCAAGAAAUGUUGCGUAAAUUUGUUAGAGAGGAGAUCAUUCCUGUUGCUCCUAAAUAUGAUAAAACUGGAGAAUUUCCAUGGGAUAUUAUUAAGAAGGUUUGGAACUUGGGAUUUUUGACCAAUUAUAUUCCACAACAUUGCGGUGGUAUGGAACAAAAGAUUUUUGAUGGAUGCUUAGCAACGGAGGAAUUUGCUUAUGGUUGCUCAGGGAUAGCAACUGCAAUAGAAACUAGCAGUCUUGGACAAACGCCAGUGAUUGAAGCAGGAAAUGAACAACAACAGAAAAAGUAUCUUGGAAGACUCGUAGAAGAACCUAUUGUAGCUGCUUAUUGCGUUACUGAGCCUGGUGCUGGAUCCGAUGUAGCAGGUUUAAAAACUAGAGCUGUGAAAAAAGGAAAGGAAUGGAUUCUUAAUGGCACAAAAAUGUGGAUCACAAAUGGUGGUGUUGCAAAUUGGUAUUUUGUAUUGGCCAGAACAGAUCCUGAUCCAAAAGCUCCAGCCAGUAAAGCUUUUACAGGAUUCAUAGUUGAGCGUGAUUUUGAAGGCGUAACUCCAGGCCGUAAAGAAAUAAAUAUGGGACAACGAGCUUCCGAUACUAGGAUGAUUACGUUCGAAGAUGUUCGCAUACCCGAGGAAAAUGUAUUGUUAGGAGAAGGAGCUGGUUUUAAAGUUGCCAUGAAAACCUUCGAUAAAACUCGACCACCGGUAGCAUCUAUGGCUGUUGGAUUAGCACAGAGAGCUAUGGAUGAAGCUACCAAGUAUGCGAUGGAGCGAAAAACCUUCAACAAACCAAUAGCGGAACAUCAAGCUGUAGCAUUUAUGAUCGCUGAUAUGAUUAUUGGAGUUGAAACGGCUCGUCUCGCUUGGAUGAAAGCAGCUUGGGCACUAGACGUUUGUUAUCCAAAUGCUAGCAUUUAUUCCAGUAUUGCCAAGUGUUAUGCCGCUGACGUAGCUAACAAAUGCGCUACCGAUGCCGUCCAGAUCUUUGGUGGUGCAGGAUUUAACACAGAAUAUCCUGUGGAAAAAUUAAUGAGAGAUGCGAAGAUCUUCCAAAUUUAUGAAGGCACAUCGCAGAUUCAAAGAUUAAUCAUAUCUAGAAAUCACUUUGGUGAAGCUGCGAAAAAGUCACAAUAAAAAGAUAUAUUUAUAUGUUGUCGAUAAGAUUCGAAAAACUAUAUAUAUAUAUAUAUUGUCUUUAUAUCUCUUUCUAUAAGCUUUUAUUAUAUAAUGUUAUAUGUAUACAUACAACAGGUAUGCGAGCACACAUAGACUAACAAACAUAGGGAGUAAAAUGUUUGUAAACGUUAUUAUUUUAUAUAUUUAUGGAAUGAAUUAUUUUUGUAAGAAAAAAUAUUUAUAUGAAAAAUAAAUAAAUAUUUUUGAAGGUCAA
Messenger RNA from Vespa velutina, 1963 nucleotides. RefSeq names its product probable medium-chain specific acyl-CoA dehydrogenase, mitochondrial (gene Mcad). The coding region runs from base 436 to 1707 and encodes 423 amino acids. Gene Ontology annotation, cellular component: mitochondrion. Gene Ontology annotation, biological process: fatty acid beta-oxidation; medium-chain fatty acid catabolic process. Gene Ontology annotation, molecular function: flavin adenine dinucleotide binding; medium-chain fatty acyl-CoA dehydrogenase activity. The record is from RefSeq and is a predicted model, not a curated record. The transcript has 10 exons. Lineage: Eukaryota; Metazoa; Arthropoda; Insecta; Hymenoptera; Vespidae.